Messenger RNA from Capsicum annuum, 853 nucleotides. RefSeq names its product coatomer subunit zeta-1. Gene Ontology annotation, cellular component: COPI vesicle coat. NCBI's taxonomy places the organism in Eukaryota, Viridiplantae, Streptophyta, Magnoliopsida, Solanales, Solanaceae. Gene Ontology annotation, biological process: retrograde vesicle-mediated transport, Golgi to endoplasmic reticulum; intra-Golgi vesicle-mediated transport; intracellular protein transport. Bases 98 to 652 code for a protein of 184 amino acids. The record is from RefSeq and is a predicted model, not a curated record. The transcript is spliced from 6 exons.
CCCCUCAUAGUUUCCAAAUCUGACGAAACAGCUACUUCUUUCACUGCAAAUCAACAGCAAAUUUUCGGGUAGUGAAUCGUGAAUCUUUCUUUCAUCAAUGGCCGGUUUCCUUCUUAAUCAUGAUUCUUGUCCUGUGGUGAAGAACAUACUUCUUCUGGAUUCAGAGGGAAAGCGUGUAGCGGUUAAAUACUACUCUGAUGACUGGCCGACAAACAGUGCUAAGCUUGCCUUUGAGAAGUCCAUUUUCACCAAGACCCAAAAGACAAAUGCUCGGACUGAAGCUGAAAUAACUAUGUUUGAGAACAACAUUAUUGUUUAUAAGUUUGUGCAAGACCUCUACUUCUUUGUCACUGGAGGUGAUGAUGAAAAUGAACUAGUUCUAGCCACUGUUCUUCAGGGUUUCUUUGAUGCAGUUACCCUUCUCCUAAGGAAUAACGUUGACCAGAGGGAGGCACUUGAGAAUUUAGAUCUUAUUCUUCUAUGCCUUGAUGAGAUUGUGGAUGGAGGGAUGGUACUUGAAACCGAUGGUAGUAUUAUUGCUGGAAAAGUUUCCAGUCAUAACUUGGAUGAUGGAGCACCCUUGUCUGAACAGACAAUAACUCAAGCUUUGGCAACAGCGCGCGAACAUUUGACAAGAUCACUUCUCAGAUGAAAAUUUUCUUUUAGUUUGGAGAGAGCAAUUAUAUUUUUGACAUAUUCAUUAUGAUUAUAUUUGUAGUUAAUUUUCUUUCGGAUGAUGAUGUUGCGUAUUCGUAUAGUCAUUCCAUUUAAGAUGUUCUGUUGCCUGUACUAUCUUGUAAGUGGAGGCCAUCCUUUAUGCAUUUUGGAUCAACAUAUGAGUGUGUUUCUUUAA